UAUAAAAUUGGCAGCAAUUUUCCUUUUCAUUAAUAGUUUUUUAGAUAUUUCAUCAAUACAAAAUAAUUAAAUAUAAUAAACAAUAUUUAAAAUAAUCUAAUAUUUAAAAAUUACUCUUAUAAAUGUGCAAUACUAAAUGUAUUUAAAGACAAACACCGUGCUAAUAUUAAUGUAAUCAAAAUUUGUUAAAAUGGCACUUAAAAAGAACUUCCAGAGAAUGUUUGAAAAAAACUUGACUGAUUUGGUCCGUGGAAUUAGAAAUAAUAAAGAAAAUGAGGCACGUUACAUAUCUGAAUGUAUAGAAGAAAUAAAACAAGAGCUACGUCAAGACAAUAUAAGUGUUAAAUGUAAUGCUGUAGCUAAACUAACUUAUAUACAAAUGCUGGGUUAUGAUAUUUCAUGGGCUGGCUUUAAUAUAAUAGAAGUUAUGAGUUCCCCAAAAUUUACUUGUAAACGUGUUGGCUACUUGGCUGCCGCUCAAUGCUUCCACGCUGAUAGUGAACUAUUAAUGCUAACAACUAAUAUGAUAAGAAAGGAUCUGAAUUCAACCAAUCAGUAUGAUGCAGGUGUUGCACUCAGUGGGCUCAGUUGUUUUAUUUCUGCAGAUUUAUCAAGAGAUCUAGCGAACGAUAUAAUGACAUUGAUGAGCUCAACAAAACCUUAUUUAAGAAUGAAAGCUGUUUUAAUGAUGUAUAAGGUAUUUUUACGUUACCCAGAAGCAUUAAGGCCUGCGUUUCCAAAAUUAAAAGAAAAAUUAGAGGAUUCUGAUCCAGGAGUUCAGUCUGCUGCUGUUAAUGUUAUAUGCGAACUGGCUCGCAAAAAUCCAAAAAAUUAUUUGUCAUUAGCUCCAAUAUUUUUUAAACUUAUGACUACAUCAACAAACAAUUGGAUGCUUAUAAAAAUUAUCAAGUUGUUCGGAAGCCUUACCGAAAUUGAGCCAGCGCUUGGAAGAAAAUUAACUCAUCCCCUAAUAGAAAUAAUUUCAAGCACAACGGCUAUGAGCCUUUUAUAUGAAUGUAUUAAUACUGUCAUAGCGGUUUUGAUAAGCAUAAGCAGUGGUAUGCCAAAUAAUUGUGCCUCCAUACAACUGUGUGUGCAGAAACUACGUAUAUUGAUCGAAGAUUCAGACCAAAAUUUAAAAUAUCUUGGUUUGUUAGCAAUGUCCAAAAUUUUAAAAACUCAUCCAAAAAGUGUUCAAGCACAUAAAGAUUUAAUAUUAGCUUGCCUUGAUGAUAAAGAUGAAUCAAUACGUUUAAGAGCAUUAGAUUUAUUAUAUGGCAUGGUAUCGAAAAAAAAUUUAAUGGAAAUUGUUAAAAGAUUAUUAGGGCAUUUAGAAAGAGCUGAAGGUUCCAUUUAUCGUGACGAAUUGUUAUAUAAAAUAAUUGAAAUAUGUUCACAAGGCUCAUAUCAGUAUGUAACAAAUUUUGAAUGGUAUUUAACAGUUUUAGUAGAAUUAAUACAAUUGGAAUCAAAUUCUAAACACGGCAAAGUAAUUGCUGAUCAAUUGUUAGAUGUUGCAAUACGUGUUCAAGCUGUUCGAACUUUUGCUGUUGUUGAAAUGACAACUUUAUUAGAUAAUUUUAAUUUUUCAUCACCUAUCAGUUCAAUGUACGAAGUUCUUUAUGCUGCCGCUUUUAUUGUUGGAGAAUUUGCCAGUGAAAUUGAGGAACCAGAACGCGCUUUAGGGAUUUUGUUACGGAAUAAAUAUGUUCCAGGACAUAUAAGAGCUGUAUUUAUCCAAAAUACGCUUAAAUUAUUUACAAGACUUAUAACAACUUGCCUUGAAUGUCAAGAUGUUAACGGAAUUAUAAGGCUGUGUGAACAGGUUUAUACUAAAUUACAAAAUUUUGUGAAAUCAGAUGAUAUAGAAGUACAGGAGAGAGCCAAUUCUGGAAGUAUUCUUAUAAAAAUGAUACAAGACGCGUUAAAUGGUUCAUUAUCAUCCAAAAAUAAUUUCCCUUCCGUCGACGUUCCAAUGACAAAAGACAUAUUAGGCGAUCUUGAUCCAUUAUCUAGAACAAUAAGCAAUCCAAGUGACGUAAAAAGCAACAAUUUUUCGGAAAAACCAGAAUCAUCAAAAAUUCCCGAGUCUGCUAUAGAAUUAAUUCAAGAAAUGGGCAUGCUAUUUGACGGUGACUUAAAUCCUGUUGCACCUAAAGCUCAACGCAAAGUUCCAAUUCCCGAUGGUUUGGACUUGGAUGCAUGGAUACAUCCUCCUUCAGAAGAUGAGGACGACGGAAGCACAUCAAGUCAAAGCGAACUAAGUGAUUUAUUUGUGCCGACAACGGCCGAUAGAAAUGGAAAUGAUGACUAUGAUCAAAGUAGUUACAGAAGACGUAAAAAUAAUGAAGAGUACUCAAAAGAAGAAAUAGAGAAACGUAAGCAAGUUAGGUUAUUAGAACAAAUGAAUAAUCCUAAUUAUCUGAAGUCUGAUAAUUCUAAAAAUAAAAAUAAAAAUAUAAUAAUAACUGAGGAAGGUACCGAAGAAGUUCCAGUAGCUGAAUUAGCUUUAGAAAUUCCAUUAGAAAUACAUUCCACGAAACGAUCUGAUAAAUACGUAAUGGAAUCUAAUUUAAGUAAAUCGAAGAAAAAAAUUAAAAAAUCAAAAAAGGGCAGAAAAUCCAAAAAUAAAGUUAAUUAUUCCACGUCCGAGACUGAAGAAGAAGAGCCAAAGCUUGUCCAUUUAGUUAAUACAUCAGUGGAAAUUCCAGAAGGUGCUGAAAUAAGUGAUAAUGAUGAAAAUGAUAAAAAGAUUGAUCCUAAUGAUCCACAUAGAGCUUUAGAUAUUAAUUUGGAUGAUAUUCUUCUAAAAAAUGAUAACGAAUUCAAAGAUUUAAAAAAGAAAAAUUCACGUCACAGUAAUUACCAUAGAAAAGAAAAUAACAUCAAUUUCUUGAAAAUAAAUUCUACAGAUGCUAUAAAUGAAAAUGAAAUUAUAGAAAAAAAAUCUUCAGAUGACCGACAACAUCAUCAUCGUCUUAAAAAGGGGAAAAAGAAAGAUAAACAUAGUAAUAGUUUUAUUAAUGACGAAGAAGAAAGAAGUGAAAAGAAUAAUAAAGAUGAAAAGAAAAGAUCUAAGAAAAAAUCGUCAAAACACGAAAAAGAUACAAAAUCCAACACAGUAGAUAUUCCUGAAUCAAAUUUGUUAUUAGAAUUUCCAAUGUCCACAAAUGAAAAUAUUUUAAAAGAAAACAAUCAUCAUAAAAAAGAUCAUAAAGAACAUCAUCAUCAUAAAAAAGAGAAAAAACAUAGCUCUAAAAGAAAAGAUACAACUCCGAAAGCAGGUUAUGAGGAAGCAUGUGGUAUUUCAACUCCAAGCAAAGAAGUUUUCAAUUUCAAUUGAAUUUUUUUUUUUGUAAUUAUUGUUAAAAUAAAAUUCGUUUCCUUUUUGCAAAGGUUCAAGAUGUUAUUAUUUACACAAAAAGGUGUUUAAAUGUAAUAAAUGAAAUAUUUGUUAUUAAACUUAUUUUUAUAUGUAUUUUAUAAUAUUAUUUUAUAUCAAUUAUAAUACAUAAUGUCAACCAUAUUAUUAUAUCAGUCACAAAGUAAAAAGAAAAAUACUAACUCAAUUAAUUAGUUUCUUAAAAUUAUAAUUUUACUUUUUCUUUGAUUGGUAGAUGAAAUUAUGUGGCAUUGAAAAAUGCAGGAUAAAAGUUUUAAUUGAAAAAGUGAUACUAUUUUUAUAUAUUUUUUAAUUCUUUUAUAAUCUAAACUAAUAAAUAAUAAAUAUAAGAAAUUUAAAAAAAAUUUACAAUAUCUGAACUCGGAAUUAAAACAUACAUACAUUUUUUUUUGGUUAAUCAAAAUCUGAAAAUUAAAAUAAUUUUGCUACUGAAUAAAGAAACAAAAUAUAUAAAAAUAGAAUUUAAAUAAUUUUGAUUUUAUAAAAUAAAAUUUAAUAUUGAAUAAUAUUUUUAAAUGACCUCACGUUUAAUUAAUAACAUCUUUAUAUUAAUUUCGAAUAUUUAGUUUAUACGUACAUAAAUAUAAAUUUUAGAUGUUUUAAAAUAUAUAAUAAUAUUUAAAGAAAAAACAAAUCACUCAAGAUUAUGUUGUAUAAAAAGUUAUUAAUAAAAGAACAAAUUAAUAUCGAUAUAUCGAUAACAUUGUGGCUUAAGCUUUAUAGUUAAAAUAAUGUAAUAUAAUAUAACAUAAUUAUGGAAUAUUAAUAUAAAAAAUUAAAUGUAUAGAGAUUAUCAAAAAUUAAAAGAUUGUCUACAUAUAUAUAUUAUAUUCAUAUAAUAUUUUUAAUAAUGCAUGCAUAUAUAUAUAUAUAUAAGUACAUAUAUGUAUAUAGAAAUUAUUUGUAUAUGCAUAUAUGUACGUGCAUAUGUAUGUAAGUACGCAUGCACGAAUAAUAUAAGACAUAUGUUAGUACUAACGAAUA
This is a messenger RNA of Condylostylus longicornis, 4387 nucleotides long. It is a transcript of the gene garnet, whose product is annotated as AP-3 complex subunit delta. NCBI's taxonomy places the organism in Eukaryota, Metazoa, Arthropoda, Insecta, Diptera, Dolichopodidae. The record is from RefSeq and is a predicted model, not a curated record. The coding region runs from base 191 to 3343 and encodes 1050 amino acids. The transcript is spliced from 15 exons. Gene Ontology annotation, cellular component: AP-3 adaptor complex; terminal bouton; endosome membrane. Gene Ontology annotation, biological process: protein targeting to vacuole; synaptic vesicle membrane organization; anterograde synaptic vesicle transport.